Molecule: messenger RNA, 2240 nt
Organism: Electrophorus electricus (electric eel)
Lineage: Eukaryota; Metazoa; Chordata; Actinopteri; Gymnotiformes; Gymnotidae
Product: 23 kDa integral membrane protein-like
Cellular component (GO): plasma membrane
Source: RefSeq, a predicted model, not a curated record
AUGUCCUGAAGAUUUGACUGUGCACCCAACAAAUCUACUUGGGUUUCCAAAUUUGGUCAUUUUCCAUUGCUAUAACCAAAACAUUUAAAUGAGAUAUCUUUAAACAGCACUACAUCAGCCCAGCCUCUGCCAAGAGCUCAGUUAAAAACAUUGCCUGGACCUCGUCUUAGUUCUCACAAGGGCUGGAAGCCAAGCACCCUGUCUGCAGUCAGAAUGGCGAAAGGGAAUACCUACACCAGAGGGUUGUGCAUAGUUCUCAACAUCCUGCUUGGGCUUCAUCCCUGUUAAUGUUCUAUCCUCAGAUCUUUGGGGUGAUCUUGCUCCUGUUUGGUAUAGCAAACAGUGUUAAAGUUGGACCAGUGGAGGACGGAUCUCAGAGUGUCAAUCUCAGCGUUGGCUUUGGCCUGGCCACCGUCUUCAUCUCAGUGCUGGGGGUGUACGGAGCGUACAGGGAACAAGUUGUGCCUCUCAUCCUGUACAGUGUCUUAACGGUCAUGGAGUUUAUUCUCCUCACAGUCCUGGCGAUCAUAGUAACUCUCACUGAGACACAGAAAGAGGCCAUUGAGAGGGACUUGGACAAAAUGAUCCCACUGUCUGAAGCAAAUGCAGAAUCCCAACAAAAGCUCAAUAAACUACAGCUAGAGAGUAGAUGCUGUGGUCUGAAGGAUUACACGGAUUGGAGAGAGCAGAUACCACCUUCAUGCUUCUGUCCUCCAGACUACAUAGACAGAUGUGUUGCUGUUCAUUCGUUCCGUAACGCAGAGGGGAUCCGAAACCCUCAUACUGCCACAGUGUCUUCUCGGUAUAAAGAGCGCUAUGUUUAUCACAUGACAUGUGGGCCGAUCAUAAUAGAACAAAGGAAGAAAAUCUUGAAGAUCUUGCUUGGAAUAUUCUUCACUUUAGCAACCAUAACGGUUGCCGCGGUGAUUGUUGCUUUGAUGCUGUGCUAUAAAAUCCACACACAGUCAGCAGUGGCUGGUAUCUCGCACGACAACGACAGCAGAACAAAGUACGAGCUUCAGCCAGACAGGAUGUCCUGAAGUGACCUCACCCUAACUCAACCUCCAUCUCCAGCCUUCUCCCGGGACCUGUACAACAGCAAGAAUAGUUUGGCUUUUUUGUCUUUCCAUGUUAUUACAUAUGUUACAAGUAAUUUAUCACUUGACUCCAAUCUGAACCUAAUUUUAAAAGUAAACAAAUAAAGACGUGUUUUCAUUAGUUAAUAGCGUAAGCGAAAUGUUCAGUUUUAUUACAGAUGAACGAAAAUUGUUGUUCAUAUUUUAAAAAAAAAUAUAUAAAUUAGAUUGCUUAUUUAAGAGCUUUGUGUUAUCACCUAUAAAUACAGCUGUACAUGUAGCUGUUGAGUUCAUCAAAAACAAAGAAGGCUUGCUUUUUGUUUAGGAGAUUGAGCUCCUUUAAAAAGGUACAAAUAUUCACAUUUUCACAGAACAGAAAGGAGAUAUUGUGGGUAAAAGGUGUCUGUUACGUUUUCUGUGUAAAAGCAGUAGCCAUAAAUUUAUUUGCACUGGUAUCUUAAUCUGCCAUAGCCUCUAUACACUGGGUAGUUUUUAAUAAACAUGCUACCAAUAUUCUCUAAUCUAGCUUUUAAUAAUAUCAUAUUAAUGAAUAAUGAAGAAUGAAGAAGGGGACAAAGGUUUAUGUUUAUUAUAUUUAUUAUAUUGAUUUAUAAUAUAAAAAUAUAAAAAUCUAAUGCAGGUUAUUUAUUUAAUUUAAUUUAUUUAUGGCAUAAAUAACAUGAUCAUUUAUCAUAGAUUGUUUUGACUGCAGUUGGUGCCUAUGCAUGUUAUUGCUGUUGCCGGUAACAUUACUGAUUGUGGACUAUGGGAUGUGGGCUACCACUAUGAUGAAUGGCCCGUAAUGUAGAUAUAUUAUAAGCUAUUAUUUGUCAGCUAGCACACUAGAUGGUAGGUUGCACUACAGGUGGGCUCAAAUAAUCGGAUGGAAAGAAUCACAGUUUUAUAUUUAUAGCUCCUGCAUACCGUAAAAGGCAAAUUUAAUCAAGCGAAGAGCUAAACCAGGAGUUUUUUUAAAUAAAACUGUCUAAAUUGGAUCGAGUGAAACUUUUUAUUAUGUAUGCUCCCACAUGUAUAUCAGAGCACUUUACAUUUUUUCUGGGGUUUUUUGCCAUUGCAGUCCAUAAAAUAUGAGUUAUCAUUUUAUGAAAUGUGGUUUAAGAAACUGUUUGCCACGAAAUAAAAAUAAAAUAUGCCUUUCUGCCA